Molecule: messenger RNA, 4902 nt
Organism: Castor canadensis (American beaver)
Lineage: Eukaryota; Metazoa; Chordata; Mammalia; Rodentia; Castoridae
Source: RefSeq, a predicted model, not a curated record
GUAUGUGAGACGCUAUCUUUGCUUAAGCAAGUCUGGCCAGAAGGAUCUGAUAUUCGACGUGUCCUUUGUGUUAUUUCCUGCUCAUUGUCUUUGAGAAUGUACCAUGACCUUUUAAAAAACAAAAAGACCUCCUCUGAUCAGAAGACUAAUACCCAAAAGGUGCAGAGCAAUUGCUUAGACCUGAAGAAGGCGGAAGAUUUUUGUAGACUGGAUUGUCUCAGUGUGGCUUUUCUACUCCACUUACCUCUUUCUCAAAGAGCUCGUUCUAGAUUCAUCACUUCCCAUUGGAUUAAGGACCUUCAGACUUUCUUUAAAAUGAAAAAAUGGUGUGAAUAUUUCAUCCUAAGCAAAAUAAACAUUUUUGAAUUUUGGAAUCUGAAUUUAACUCACCUUUCUGACUUAAGUGAUGAGUCUUUGUUGAAGAAUAUUGCUUUUUACUAUGAAAAUGAGAAUAGAAAAGGCCUGAAUUUGGAUUUGGGAAAUGGUAUUAUGAAGGACUAUGAACAUCUCUGGGAUACUGUAUCAAAGUUGGUAAGAAAGUUUGAUGUGGGAAAGCCAUUUCCUGUGAGAACUACAAAACUUAAUUUUCUUAGCAAGAAUCCAUCACCAAUCAAAGAUAGCUCUCAGAAAACAAUGCCUAAUUUGGGUUUUAUUCCAAUGUCAUCUAAGUUGAUUGAUGAGUUUGCGGGAGACAUUUUGAAAGAUUUGCCUUUCCUAAGGAGCGAUGAUCCUAUUGUUACUUCAAUUGUUAAACAAAAGGAAUUUGAUGAACUUGUGCAUUGGCACUCUCACAGACCCCUCAGUGAUGAUUAUGACAGGACAAAGCCCAACUUUGGUGAAAACCCUAAGGACCCUUAUGUUCUUAAAAGCAUACAAAAGCUUCAUCGCUUUCAAAGAUUUUAUGGGAACUCUUUAGAAUCAGUCUCCACAAAACUCAUUGUAACUCAAGGUGUUAAGCCAAAGAAGGAUUUUAAUGAGUCCAAGAACAAAAAGGCACAUGAGACCAAGGCUCAAAUAAUUACUCGAGAAAAUAAGAAGAGGUUACUUGCCAAGGAAGAACAAAAAGAAGAGCAAAAAUGGAAUGCUCUGUCAUUUUCUAUUGAAGAAAAAAUGAAAGAGAAUUUAGACUCUGGAAUAAAUGACCUGGAAGACUUUUUGAAAUCAUGCAAAAGCAACUCAGUGAAAGUUCAAGUAGAGAUGGCAGGAUUAACAGCUUGCUUGAAAGCUUGGAAAGAGCACUGCCGAUCUGAGAGUGAAACCACAAAAGAUUUAAGUGUAGCUGUUCAAAUGAUGAAAAGAAUCCACUGCUUGAUGGAAAAAUACCCAGAAUUUCUUCAAGAAGCUGAAUGGAAACUCAUAGCCAAAUGCCUUAAAUAUUUAGGGUUUGAUGAGUUGGCAAAUUCUUUAUGCCAAACUCAGGAUGUAGAUGACAUAAAGGAGAAGAAAAGGAAUAAGUAUUCAGUUGGCAUUGGGCCAGCUCGAUUUCAACUUCAAUACAUGGGGCAUUAUUUGAUACGAGAGGAAAGAAAAGAUCCAGAUCCGAGGGUCCAGGACUUUAUUCCUGACACAUGGCAGCGAGAGCUCCUUGAUGUUGUGGAUAAUUAUGAGUCGGCAGUAAUUGUUGCCCCAACGUCCUCAGGCAAAACCUAUGCUUCCUAUUACUGCAUGGAGAGAGUGCUGAAGGAGAGCGAUGAAGGGGUGGUUGUAUAUGUUGCACCCACAAAGGCCCUUGUUAAUCAAGUAGCAGCAACUGUUCAGCAUCGUUACACCAAAAAUCUGCCAAGUGGUGGAGCUCUUUGUGGUGUGUUCACAAGGGAAUAUCGUCAAGAUGCUCUAAACUCUCAGGUACUUGUCACAGUCCCUGCCUGCCUUGAAAUUUUGCUGCUAGCUCCUCAUCGCCAAAAUUGGGUGAAAAGGAUCAGAUAUGUUAUAUUUGAUGAGAUUCACUGCCUUGGUGGAGAAAUUGGUGCAGAAAUCUGGGAGCAUCUCCUUGUUAUGAUCAGAUGUCCUUUUUUGGCUCUGUCGGCUACCAUAAGUAACCCUGAACAUCUCACUGAAUGGCUACAAUCAGUGAAACGAUACUGGAAAGAAGUAGACAGUACAAUAGGAAAACGUAUGGCUUCCAAAAGAAAUGGUGGCUAUGGUGCCAACUUUCCCAAAGACUACAUGCAAGUAAAACAGUCAUAUAAAGUUAGACUUGUGCUCUAUGGAGAGAGAUACAAUGAUUUAGAGAAGUAUAUAUGUUCCAUAAAUAACAAUGACAUUUAUUUUAAUCAUUAUCACCCAUGUGCUGCACUGACGACAGAUCAUAUUGAAAGAUAUGGAUUCCCUUCUGAUCUUAGUCUUUCACCUCGAGAAAGCAUCCAGCUUUAUGACACUAUGUUUCAAGUCUGGAAAACAUGGCCCCAGGCCCAGGAACUGUGUCCAGAGAACUUCAUUCAUUUUAAGGAUAAAGUAGUCAUUAAAAAGUUGGAUGCUAGAAAGUAUGAAGAGAGCUUAAAGGUGGAAUUAACAAAUUGGAUUAAAAAUGGCAAUGAAGAGAAGGCCAAAAUGGUGCUGAGAUAUCUUCGUCCUCAUUUGGGUUCUUAUUCAGGAAACAUGAUGGACAAGUUCCCACUUCUUGUUGAAAAGCUAAGGAAAAUUGAGAAGUUGCCCGCAUUGUUUUUCAUAUUCAAGUUAGAAACUGUAGAAAAAUGUGCUGAUAGUGUGAAAAAAUUCCUGGAGGAAAAAGAGAUGAAGAAAAGGCCUCCUAAAGCAGAUAAAGAAGCCCACAUCAUGGCUAAUAAACUUAGAAAAGUUAAAAAAUCCCUGGAGAAACAAAAGAUAAUCGAUGAGAAAAGCCAGAAAAAACCCAGAAAACUGGAUCAAAGCAUAAUACAGGAAGCUGAACAUGAUUAUUUACUGAAAAGUCUAGAGAAGAACAUGGAAAUCCCUCAGGACUGCACGUAUGCUGAUCAAAAAGUGAUGGAUCCUGAGUCAUUGCAGAAGGUGUUUGAUCGAGUAAAAUUUGAAAGAAAAGGUGACCUACUGAAAGCUUUGGCAAAAAGGGGCAUUGGAUAUCAUCAUAGCUCCAUGAGUGCCAAAGAAAAACAGUUGGUUGAAAUUCUUUUCAGAAAAGGAUUUAUUAGGGUGGUGACUGCUACUGGAACACUUGCUUUAGGAAUCAACAUGCCUUGUAAAUCUGUGAUUUUUGCUCAAAACUCAGUCUAUCUGGAUGCUUUAAAUUACAGACAGAUGUCUGGUCGUGCUGGAAGACGAGGUCAAGACUUGCUGGGAAAUGUGUAUUUCUUUGAUAUCCCAGUGGUCAAAAUUGAAAAACUCAUCAAAUCCAAAGUUCCUGAGCUGAGGGGACAGUUCCCUUUCAGCGUAUCACUGAUCCUGCGACUCAUGCUGCUGGCUGCCAAGGCAGAUGACCCAGAGGAUGGCAGAGCAAAGGUGAUGUCAGUGCUAAAGCACUCAUUGCUGUCCUUCAAGCAACCCAGAAUCAUGGAGAUGUUAAAACUUUACUUCCUGUUUUCUGUGCAGUUCUUGGUGAAAGAGGGCUAUCUAGACCAAGAAUGCAAUCCUAUGGGAUUUGCUGGACUUGUGUCACACUUGCAUUACCAUGAGCCUUCUAACCUUGUUUUUGUUAGUUUUCUUGUAAGAGGUCUUUUCCAUGAUCUUUGUCAGCCAACUAAGAAAGGCUCUAAACAUUUUUCUGAAGAUGUUAUGGAAAAGCUGGUGUUAGUAUUGGCAAAUCUCUUUGGAAGAAGGCAUCUUCCAGCAAGAUUCCAAGAGGCUAACUUCAAGUUUUAUCAAUCAAAGGUGUUCCUUGAUGAGCUUCCCAAGGAUUUCUUGGCUGCCUUGCAGGAGUAUAACAUGCAAAUUACAAAAGACUUUGCUGCUUUUCUACUAAUCGUGUCCAAAUUGGCUGAUAUGAAACAGGAAUGUCAGCUUCCUCUGUCAAAAAUCGAAUUCACAGGAAAAGAAUGUAUAGACUCCCCCCUGGUGUCUCACUUGAUGAACUGCACGGAAGGAAGAGUAGCAAUUUCACCAUUUGUUUGUCUCUCUGGAAACUUUGAUAGUAACUUGCUUCACCCAAAAAUUCCAAAUCAUGCCAUUCUGCGCACAAUUGGUAUCAAUCACACUCAAGCCCCUGUAUUGUGGCCACAAAGCUUUGAUAGUCAAGGAAGAAUAAUGCCACUUAAUGCUUAUGCACUUGACUUCUACAAACAUGGUUCCUUGGUAGGAUUAACCCAGGACAACAGGAUACAUGAAGGGGCAGCUUACCAGUUGUUGAAAGACUUUGCACUCACCAUUAAAUCAAUCAGCGUUUCCUUGCGUGAACUGUGUGGAAAUGAAGAUGAUAACGUUGUUUUAGCAUUUGAACAACUGAGUAAAAACUUUCUCGAAAAAUUUAAAAAGGUCUAACCAAAAACUACAAAACUGCCUAAAAUACUGUCUGAAAAGUUUUACAAUUAUGUUUUUAAUUCUGGUGCUUUGUGUCAAAACAAUUGAAGGGCAAGCACUUUGGAGGUAAAGAGUUGCAAUCAAUCCUACCCUGUUCUGUCCUGUGUGCUCUUGGACAAGUUAUUUAGUGUAUCUGAUUCUUUGCUAAAAUAUUUUUAUUUGCUUUUCUCUUUGGUGUCAGGAUUUGUAAAAAAGUUUAUUAAGGCUAGAAAAAAUGAUGACGGCCUCCUGAAGGUGAGAUAUAUUCUUUCCGAUGAAUGUAAAUGGGAUCACAUGACUUAGUUAUAUACCUACUGAUUAGUGCAUUCUAAUGAACAAACUAUCUUUUAAAAGCACAAAUGAGAGUUUUGAUAUAAAUUUUGUGAUGUUUUAAAAGAAAACAUGUAGCUGAUGAUUUGAUUUUAAUUGUAUAUAAGUGACUGUAAAACCAAAAAAGAAAUAAAAUUGGUUAAA